CUUAGGCGCCAUGUUGUGAGCGGAAGUCGGGGAGCGCGCGGCCGCCGCUGUUCUGCUGGGAGCGGGCGCGGGAACCGGCGGGGGGGGGGGGGGGGAGCUGUAGUCCCGGCGGCGGAAGGAGGAGAGGAAGAAAGGGGCGAGACCGGGUGCCGGGCAGCGGCGCGAGGCUCUCGCUCGGCGUGCGGACAUCUCCAGCUAGGCGCGCGGCGUUCGAGGGUCGGUGUAGGCGCCGAGCCCUCUCCCGGGCAGCCGGCGCUGGUGCUGCUACUGCCGCCGCCGCUGCUGCUGUCGUGGGGCUCGGGUGGCGACAGAGCGGGGCCGGCCGUGGGGCGGGCGGGGAGGGAGGAGGCGGUGAAGGCGGCGGGCCGGGGGGGAAGAUGCCGCUGGCGCAGCUGGCGGACCCGUGGCAGAAGAUGGCUGUGGAGAGCCCGUCCGACAGCGCUGAGGUUUUUUUCUUUCCCCCAAGUGAAGAUCUGAGGAGAGGACAGAAUGGACAGCAAAUUAUGGAUGAACCUAUGGGAGAGGAGGAGAUUAAUCCACAAACUGAAGAAGGCAGUAUCAAAGAAAUUGCAAUCACACAUCAUGUAAAGGAAGGACAUGAAAAGGCAGAUCCUUCCCAAUUUGAACUUUUAAAAGUAUUAGGGCAGGGAUCAUUUGGAAAGGUUUUUUUAGUCAAAAAAAUCUCAGGCUCUGAUGCUAGACAGCUUUAUGCCAUGAAAGUAUUGAAGAAGGCCACAUUGAAAGUUCGAGAUCGUGUUCGGACAAAAAUGGAGCGUGAUAUCUUGGUAGAAGUUAAUCAUCCUUUUAUUGUCAAGUUACAUUAUGCUUUUCAAACUGAAGGGAAGUUGUAUCUUAUUUUGGAUUUUCUCAGGGGAGGAGAUUUGUUUACACGCUUAUCCAAAGAGGUGAUGUUCACAGAAGAAGAUGUCAAAUUCUACUUGGCCGAACUUGCACUUGCUUUAGACCAUCUACAUAGCCUGGGAAUAAUCUAUAGAGACUUAAAACCAGAAAACAUACUUCUUGAUGAAGAAGGUCACAUCAAGUUAACAGAUUUUGGCCUAAGUAAAGAGUCUAUUGACCAUGAAAAGAAGGCCUAUUCUUUCUGUGGAACUGUGGAAUACAUGGCUCCCGAAGUAGUUAAUCGUCGAGGCCACACUCAAAGUGCAGACUGGUGGUCUUUUGGUGUGUUAAUGUUUGAAAUGCUCACUGGUACACUACCUUUCCAAGGAAAAGAUCGAAAAGAAACAAUGACUAUGAUUCUUAAAGCCAAGCUUGGGAUGCCACAGUUUUUGAGUCCUGAAGCCCAGAGUCUUUUACGAAUGCUUUUCAAACGAAAUCCUGCGAACAGAUUGGGUGCAGGACCAGAUGGAGUUGAGGAAAUUAAAAGACAUUCAUUUUUCUCAACAAUAGACUGGAAUAAACUGUACAGAAGAGAAAUUCAUCCACCUUUUAAACCUGCAACUGGCAGGCCUGAAGAUACGUUCUAUUUUGAUCCUGAGUUUACUGCAAAAACUCCCAAAGAUUCACCUGGCAUUCCACCUAGUGCUAAUGCACAUCAGCUUUUUCGGGGAUUUAGUUUUGUUGCUAUCACCUCAGAUGAUGAAAGCCAAGCUAUGCAGACAGUUGGUGUGCAUUCAAUUGUGCAGCAGUUGCACAGAAACAGUAUUCAGUUUACUGAUGGAUAUGAAGUAAAGGAAGAUAUUGGAGUUGGCUCCUACUCUGUUUGCAAGAGAUGCAUACAUAAAGCUACAAACAUGGAAUUUGCAGUGAAGAUUAUUGAUAAAAGCAAGAGAGACCCAACAGAAGAAAUUGAAAUUCUUCUUCGUUAUGGACAGCAUCCAAACAUCAUUACUCUAAAGGAUGUAUAUGAUGAUGGAAAAUAUGUGUAUGUAGUGACAGAACUUAUGAAAGGGGGUGAAUUGCUGGAUAAAAUUCUUAGACAGAAAUUUUUCUCUGAAAGAGAGGCCAGCGCUGUCCUGUUUACUAUAACCAAAACUGUUGAAUAUCUUCACGCACAAGGGGUGGUUCACAGAGACUUGAAACCUAGCAACAUUCUUUAUGUGGAUGAAUCUGGCAAUCCAGAAUCUAUUCGAAUUUGUGAUUUUGGCUUUGCCAAACAGCUAAGAGCAGAAAACGGUCUUCUCAUGACUCCUUGUUAUACUGCAAAUUUUGUUGCACCAGAGGUUUUAAAACGACAAGGCUAUGAUGCUGCUUGUGAUAUAUGGAGUCUUGGUGUCCUCCUCUAUACAAUGCUUACUGGUUACACUCCAUUUGCAAAUGGCCCUGAUGAUACACCAGAGGAAAUAUUAGCACGGAUAGGCAGCGGAAAAUUCUCACUCAGUGGUGGUUACUGGAAUUCUGUUUCGGACACAGCAAAGGACCUGGUGUCAAAGAUGCUUCAUGUGGAUCCUCAUCAGAGACUGACUGCUGCCCUUGUGCUCAGACAUCCUUGGAUUGUCCACUGGGACCAACUGCCACAGUACCAACUGAACAGACAGGAUGCACCCCAUCUAGUCAAGGGUGCUAUGGCAGCUACAUAUUCUGCUUUAAACCGUAAUCAGUCGCCAGUUUUGGAACCAGUAGGCCGCUCUACUCUUGCUCAGCGGAGAGGUAUUAAAAAAAUCACCUCCACAGCUCUGUGAAGUGACCUCAGUGAGAUAUUUGGUACCAUGGUGUAAGCUGAUAGCACAAGUUCUGGCGACAGGUAGCACAUAUCUGAGAGACACCUGCAAGCACACACUGUCCCAGCUGGUACCCAUAAUGCUGCUGCUCCUCCUGCUGCUCCUGCUUCCGUCUCUUCUCGCUUUAAAUGAUUGUUAGCAAGUUAGAUUUUCCUGGAGCUUCGGAUGAAAUGAAAAUGGAAACAUGAUGAAGACAUAUUCACUGAAUCAACAAGAAUAAUGAACAUACGAAUACCACCUAAAAAUACACUGAAUAAAGUACUCUACACCAUAUAGCAUUAUUUUUAUAGGAAAUAUUUCAUGUCCCUGAAAUAUUCUUUGUUAGUUAUAGGGAUGGACAGUUUAUGUUAAGCACUUAGCUUAAACAAUCCGUUUCUAUUAGCACUGUAUCCCUUGUGCCAUCCAACAUUUUGUAUGUUUUUGUAAACAGUUCAUAUACAGUACAUUUCUGUACUGCUUUCUUUAAUGUAUACAUGCUUUGUUUAACUUGGAAUCUAUUAUUAUUAAUCAAUUGACUAUUAAAUCUGGUUAAAUAGUUCACCUGGAUUAACAGUAUUGUUGGACAGCCCUAAAAAUGGCCAGAUUGUGGAACAGCUGUUGAAUGUAACACUUCCAAAAUGUACAUAUAUUUCCCCAUGUCUGUUUCACUGGUUCGUUCAUUUGUUUGUUUCUUAAAGUCAGGUGCUUUGUCAGACUAACCUAGAGAGCUGUUAUGGUAGAGAAAGUUAUCACGUGUGUGUGGCAUGACAUCAAGAGUACACCUAUGAAGUUAGUCCAUAUACGUUGCAACUCCUUAGGGUCCUUUUUUCCUUAAUCAAGGAGGUAGUUCUUGCACUUUUGAUCUUGAAUAGUAUCCAUAUUUAGUAUUUGGCAUAUAAUUUGGGAUUUUGCCAAUAUACAUCAAAGGCCUUUAAGAGUUCUGAUGAAGAGAUUGGCGAAGGAAAAUUUAACAACAGGUCAUUCAAGUCCCAUUAGAUCUUUCACGUUUAAAUAGAUCAAAUUGCAGAAUUUAGCAUAUGAAUAACAGGAUACCUGUUCUUGUAUACCUGCAAGAAAAGUAUGCUUUUUGGGAAAAAGGUAAAUCAUAAUGAGUUCUAUCCCAUUACGAUGCUCUAUAUUAAACACUAAUUUGAAUGUAAUAAAGGCCGCCAGCCUCUCUAUGAAAUUGGAUUUAAACUUUCUUAUUUGAGGGAAUAAAACAUUCUUGAUCAAACAGUAUUUGUUCUCACCUGAAAUUAUAGCUCUAGUAGGCUAAGUGAAUGUUCAUCAUUGAGUGUUUUCUGAAUUCCUUCUGAUGACUUACAGCCAUAUAAUGCUUCCUUUAAUUUCAGAAAUGAUCAGCUUUCAUAGUGGUUACUGAGUCUGCUUAGAUUACAGUAUUCGUUAUCUACAUCUAAUUUGGGUAGUUUCCACAAUUCUGUUUGAUUAAAGAAACUUUUGUAUCCAUUAUUUCCUGUAUUUUGGUUAAGCUACCUAGCGUACAUCAAUAUGUAAUGUGAAAAACAAAAACUAGGAAAAGUGAUUUAGCUUAACCUCAUCAAGAAUGUGCCCAGCCAUGUACCGAGCCAUUUACAUCAGAAGUCUUUUUACCUGCUCAAAGCUUUAAAUCUUUCUUUGAGAGUACAAAGCCAAGAAAGUGUAGUUUAGUUAAAUGUCUUGGAAGCCACUUACUAUUACUUUAAGUUCUCCUCUACACAGCUAAAGAGAAAGGGAAAAUCUGUAACAUUCAUUUUGCUUAAGUGACACAAAAUGAUUAUUGCAUAGAAAUCAAAUGUAAGUUUAUCUUCUAAAUUUAAAAAAUGUACAGUAAGAGGGAUUCAGAAGAUCUAGAUGGAGAAAGUUUUUUAAAAUUCCUGAGUAUAUAAAUGCUAUCAAAAACUGCUUCCCAUUGCCCAGAAAGAAAUUUUUUUUCUUUCUUUCUCUCUCUCUAUUCAGUGUUUCAAACCAAACCCAUCCCAAAUUCUUGUCGCUUUUAAAAUGUUAGUGUAACUCUAGGCAAAAAAAAAAAAAAA
Mustela erminea (ermine) is the source of this 4693-nucleotide messenger RNA. It is a transcript of the gene RPS6KA3, whose product is annotated as ribosomal protein S6 kinase A3. Gene Ontology annotation, biological process: protein phosphorylation; intracellular signal transduction. The record is from RefSeq and is a predicted model, not a curated record. Gene Ontology annotation, molecular function: ATP binding; magnesium ion binding; ribosomal protein S6 kinase activity. The transcript is spliced from 23 exons. Lineage: Eukaryota; Metazoa; Chordata; Mammalia; Carnivora; Mustelidae. The coding region runs from base 378 to 2642 and encodes 754 amino acids.